AUGCUCAUGUUCAUCCCCUCCUCAAUCACAACACUCCUCUCGAUCCUCACGCUCGCGUUCUUCUUCCCGACUGUAGCCGGAUAUCCAAUACGCCUCGCUCUGCGAGGACUCGGCUGUCGCAUAAGGAAACGGACCAAGGGCAAACGCGAACUCAUUCGAGCACGAGUCCGAGUUGAGGAGGAGGAUUAUCGAUCUCGAAAAGAUAGGCAAUCCAAAGCUGAAGACGACGACUGGGAGAAAGUUGAGAGAUAUGCAUCGGACGCGCCCGGUGGGAGUAUCGAAGAAAACGGUUGGGACGGAUUUGUAGGGUUUUUUCACCCUUUUUGCAAUGCGGGCGGCGGCGGCGAACGAGUUCUGUGGGCUGCUGUUAGGGCAACUCAAAAGCGAUGGCCCAAAGCCAUUUGUGUCAUAUACACCGGCGAUCAAGAUGUAGAUAAAACAGCUAUGCUGAAGAAUAUAGAAAGGCGCUUUAACAUUCAACUCUACCCUCCGACAGUCAUAUUUUGCUAUCUCUCUACUCGUAGAUAUGUUCUCAGCACCACCUACCCUCAUUUUACCCUUCUCGGGCAGUCGCUCGGCUCGUUGAUUCUCGCGUACGAUGCGUUCACUCUUUUGGUGCCGGAUAUAUUCGUUGACACGAUGGGCUACGCGUUUGCCUUGGCACUUUCGAACUUCCUCUUUCCGUCUGUCCCCACGGGAGCCUAUGUCCAUUACCCCACGAUUUCAACAGAUAUGUUAGACUCACUGGACGAUAAAACUGGCCACAAAGGUCUCAACGCUGGUGCCGGGACGGGCUGGAAAGGCUUGGCUAAACGCCAGUAUUGGCAUGCUUUCGCGAGAUUAUACGGUUGGGUUGGAAGCACCAUUGACGUCGUAAUGUGUAACUCUUCCUGGACGUCCGGACACAUCAACGCUUUGUGGCUCCCAGCCAGGAAGACCAGAAAACAGAAUCGCGAGCCUGUUGUCAUCUUCCCUCCCGUGGCGGUUUCAGAUCUCGAAGGGAUUAAAAUAGACUUAUUGAGCGAACGACAAUCUCGGGAGCCGUCAAUUCUUUACGUUGCCCAAUUUCGGCCAGAAAAGAAUCACGCUCUCAUUCUACGCGCAUUCGCACGCUUCCUUAAACAGUUCAGGAUUCGAAACUCGGCUUCGUCUGAUAGCACUCCUAACCCAUCCUCGCCUUCUACUUCGAACUCAGAACCAAAGCUUAUCCUCAUUGGCUCCGUGCGCCACUCUAGCCCCGACGAAACCCAUAUCUAUAACCUCCGCCUCCUCGCACACGAACUAAAAAUCCGCGAUAACACGACCUUCAUUUGCGAUGCCAGCUGGCCUACAGUGCUAGAUAAUCUACGCCACGCGUCCGUCGGCACGAACGCCAUGUGGAAUGAGCAUUUCGGCAUUGGAAUCGUCGAGUACCAAGCGGCAGGUUUGAUCAGCGUUGUUCAUGACUCCGGUGGCCCCAAGAUGGAUAUCGUGGUUGAUUUGGACGACGGGGCCACUGGAUUCAGGGCAGCGACGGAGGUUGAAUUUGCAGCUGCUUUUGAAGCGGCGUUGGCUUUGCCGGAGGCGGAAAGGGUUGCAAUGAGGGCCAGAGCCAGGAAGUCAGCACAGCGGUUCACAGAAGAGGAGUUUGUGCGAAAGUGGCUAACGCAAAUGGAGAAACUGGUUGACUUGCGCAGACAGAGGGCUGGGAGGUGUUGUUUACAUCUGCAAACAUUUGGUGUAUUCGGUGUUUGA
Uncinocarpus reesii 1704 is the source of this 1734-nucleotide messenger RNA. Its product is annotated as alpha-1,2-mannosyltransferase alg-11. Gene Ontology annotation, cellular component: endoplasmic reticulum membrane. Gene Ontology annotation, molecular function: GDP-Man:Man(3)GlcNAc(2)-PP-Dol alpha-1,2-mannosyltransferase activity. Lineage: Eukaryota; Fungi; Ascomycota; Eurotiomycetes; Onygenales; Onygenaceae. Bases 1 to 1734 code for a protein of 577 amino acids. The transcript has 3 exons. The record is from RefSeq and is a predicted model, not a curated record. Gene Ontology annotation, biological process: protein N-linked glycosylation.